GGUCAUAUUUUGAGAAGAGAGAGAGAGAGAGAGAGAGAGAGACGAGAAUUACAGAGGGUCAAGAGUGAAAGACAGGGUGAGACCUGACCGUUGGUGACACGUCGGGAAGACCCACCAAACCGGCGACGGCUUUAGACGAAAUCUUCGUUCAAAGCCCAAAACCCAAAAUAUAUUCAAACCCUGUAAUUUAACCCAAUUCAAUCAAUCAAAAGCCUCUUAUUCAAUUUCAUUACCUCUCUGUCUCUGUCUCUCUCUCUCUCUCUCUCUCUCUCUCUCUCUCUCUCUCUAUAUAUAUAUAUAUAUAUAUAUAUAUAUAUAUGAAUGGUAGAGCUAUUCAAGUCGUAGAUCUUCCUCAAAAGCCCUCUUCUCUUUCAGUGCUCAUACAUCGGGGAUCAAUAUGCGUGGUACUGGAAAGAAAUUAAUCUACCAAGAUUCUGGAAAAUCUUGUCAUUCCAAGACAGAAUCUGGGUCUAAGCUGAUUGUGUCAUUGAAGUUAAAAAAGUGUAGCACAAUAUCCCGUGGCAAGAAACACAAACCAAAAUCAGAAUCUCAUGCAAAGGCAAUUGGUUCAAAGCUUUCAAAGAGGACAGUAAGUGACCCAGCGAGCAAGGGGAUCAGGAAUGAUUCCAUAAGUAGAAAAUUUGUCAGUAGGAAAAUUUUGCAUAAAGCACUUGAUACAAAAUCUUCAAGGAAGAAAUCUUAUCUGAGGCUUCAAAGUGAAAAAGCCUCACCUAAUAGCUCCAAGGGAAAUGGAAAAAACGCCGAAAGGGAGGCCAAAAUUACAAAUCUUAAGAAGAGGAAGAAGAGGAGAGGGCAAAAGGAUAAUGAACAGCUAGAUGAAACUUCCCGUUUACAGAGGAGAUCAAGGUACCUCUUGAUUAAAAUGAAGCUGGAGCAGAACCUUAUUGAUGCUUACUCUGGAGAAGGUUGGAAAGGUCAGAGUCGAGAAAAGAUUAAGCCGGAAACGGAACUACAACGAGCCAAGAAGCAGAUAUUGAAGUGUAAACUUGGGAUACGUGAUGCAAUUCGCCAGCUGGAUUCACUUAGUACAGAAGGAUGCAUUGAAGAUUCUGUCAUUGCUCCAGAUGGAUCGGUAUACCAUGAACAUAUAUUCUGUGCAAAGUGCAAGUUGCGUGAAGCGUUUCCAGAUAAUGAUAUUAUACUUUGUGAUGGGACAUGUAAUUGUGCUUUCCACCAAAAAUGCCUUGAUCCUCCAUUGGACAGUGACAAUAUUCCUCCAGGUGAUCAGGGCUGGUUUUGCAAAUUUUGCGAGUGUAAGAUGGAAAUUCUAGAAGCAAUGAAUGCCCAUCUUGGGACCCACUUCUCCAUGAACAGUAAUUGGCAGGAUGUCUUCAAGGAAGAAGCUGCUUUCCCUGAUGGUGGGAAUUCGAUAUUAGAUCCAGAAGAAGAAUGGCCUUCAGAUGAUUCUGAUGAUGAUGAUUAUAAUCCAGAGAGGAGGGGAAACAGUUCCACCAUCAGCGGGGCUGAAACUGAUGAAAAUGCGUCAGAUAACAUCAGCAUUUCUACUAGCCUGAGCUGGUCUUUAGAUGGUGAAGUUUUUUCUGAAGAGGAGGGCAUGGGGUGUGAAAACCGUGUUGCCAAUACCUUUUUAGAUUCUGAUGAAUCCACAGAGGGAGAAAUUAUAUGUGGCCCUAGGCAGCGAAGAGCUGUUGACUAUAAGAAGUUAUAUGAUGAAAUGUUUGGAAAGGAUGCUCCUGCAUAUGAACAAGUGAGUGAAGAUGAAGACUGGGGUCCUGCUAAAAGAAAGCGGAGAGAAAAGGAGUCUGAUGCAGCCAGUACCCUUAUGACUCUGUAUGAAAGUGAGAAGUGUGCGGAUUCUAACACCAGAGAAGUGAAAGAGAAACUCCCUUUAGAGACACCAAGUAGAAGGCCAUUUCUUAGAAUAUCCUGCACAGCAGUUGAGAAGCUUCGUCAAGUUUUCGCUGAGAAUGAACUUCCCCCUAGGGAUGUCAAGGAGAAUCUUUCAAAGGAGUUGGGCCUUGAUCCGGAGAAGGUUAGCAAAUGGUUCAAAAAUGCACGUUACUUAGCACUUAAGUCCAGAAAGGCAGGGAUAGGAAAGCAACUUCAUCGUUUUAAGAUACCUAGUUUUAAAGAAUCCAGAUCAGAAAACGUCAGCAAAAAAAUUGCCGAUUUUGUGGUAUCAAAGGAUACCUCUGCAGAUAUUAUGGUCUAUGCCCCAAAGAAUAUUGAAAAGGUUUGCCAGAGAAGGCACCCGAAGUCAUUAAGCAGUGUUUCAAAGAAAAAGCAGCAGAAAAGAUAUUCAUUCAAGUCACCUGCAAAUGGCAACAAGGAUAUUUUGGAGUUCAGCGAUGAUGUGAGCUUGAAGAAGCUUUUAGAAGCAAGAACUAAGGAGAGGAAGAGGAUCAAUGUCAUGGCUGGAGGUGGAUGUCAAGAAGCAGAGGCAGAAAUGGAAAGAAUUUGCAAAGUCAAGGUUAGACUAGAGACCAUAAAGCAGAAAUUACUGAGACUUCACAAUUACAAAGCUAAGAAUUCAGAUAAAUCCCAUUUAUUUCAACAGUCUGUGAUUUAUGUUCCCGUAGCAGAGCUAAGGGAAAAACUUUGAUCUGAUUGCAAUGUUUUUAGAAUUUUUUGCACAGCCUUUACUUUUA
Alnus glutinosa is the source of this 2630-nucleotide messenger RNA. RefSeq names its product pathogenesis-related homeodomain protein. The coding region runs from base 398 to 2584 and encodes 728 amino acids. Gene Ontology annotation, cellular component: nucleus. Lineage: Eukaryota; Viridiplantae; Streptophyta; Magnoliopsida; Fagales; Betulaceae. Gene Ontology annotation, molecular function: DNA binding; chromatin binding. The record is from RefSeq and is a predicted model, not a curated record. Gene Ontology annotation, biological process: chromatin organization; regulation of DNA-templated transcription. The transcript is spliced from 11 exons.